CCCUUGGGCCGUGGAUGUAGGAUGUUAGAACAUCAGGACCAAGAGGAGCUGACCACCGUGCGGGUUCAAGAUCCUCGUGUUCAGAACGAGGGCUCGUGGAACUCCUACGUGGACUACAAAAUAUUCCUCCACACCAAUAGCAAAGCUUUCACUGCCAAGACAUCUUGUGUGCGCAGACGGUACCGGGAGUUCGUGUGGCUGAAGAAACGGCUACAGAAGAAUGCUGGAUUAGUGCCUGUCCCAGAGCUUCCUGGGAAGUCUACUUUCUUUGCUGGCAAUACGGAUGAGUUCAUUGAGAAGCGAAGGCAGGGUCUGCAGCAGUUCCUGGAAAAAGUGGUACAAAACGUCGUGCUCCUUUCCGACAGCCAACUGCACCUCUUCCUGCAGAGCCAGCUCUCCGUGCCUGAGAUUGAAGCUUGUGUCCAGGGAUUGGGGCCUCUGAGCGUUACGGAUGCCAUCCUCCAUUACGCCAUGUCUAACUGCGGCUGGGUACAAGAGGAGGAUGGCCACUCAGCUAUCCUGGCUAGAGGGGAUUUGGGUGGCAGCUCUGAAGGAGGAAGCCAUCUUGCCGGAAGUGCUUUUGAGCCCCUCCCUCACUGGAGCGAUGUCAGCAUGGACGACAGCCAGUUGGAGAGUCCAGAUUCCGAAGAAGAGGCACGCCACCAAGCAGGGUUACUCCAAGCUGGCUCCAUAGCAUCAGCUGACCGGGUCAAGGAACAGUGA
Molecule: messenger RNA, 723 nt
Organism: Euleptes europaea (tarantolino)
Lineage: Eukaryota; Metazoa; Chordata; Lepidosauria; Squamata; Sphaerodactylidae
Gene: SNX11
Product: sorting nexin 11
Exons: 6
Coding region: 22-723 (233 amino acids)
Biological process (GO): intracellular protein transport
Molecular function (GO): phosphatidylinositol binding
Source: RefSeq, a predicted model, not a curated record